Pararge aegeria (speckled wood butterfly) is the source of this 4368-nucleotide messenger RNA. RefSeq names its product tetratricopeptide repeat protein 14 homolog. Bases 146 to 3691 code for a protein of 1181 amino acids. The transcript has 19 exons. The record is from RefSeq and is a predicted model, not a curated record. Gene Ontology annotation, molecular function: protein binding. NCBI's taxonomy places the organism in Eukaryota, Metazoa, Arthropoda, Insecta, Lepidoptera, Nymphalidae.
AAUCGCCAUCUUGAUUUGUGAAAUCAAGUAAAAUGUGUAGUUCCUGUGUGCAAUACUUAAAUAUUACUUGAACUACGAAUCGUUUUAAACUUUGGGUAAUAAACAAAUAAAGGAUCGCUGAUUAAUUGUGUUUAAGCACAUCAAUAUGGAUCCGCCGCUGGAUGCGGCAUUAGUGGCGCAAUCCAUAAACUACCAUGGACAGCAAUUACAAAAAACGUGGGAGGCCGAGCGAGGUGAAGAGGAUUUGGCGAAGAUAGGCGUUGGACCGCUAGAUUUUGCUGUGUACCAAUCCAGGCAUAAACAUCUUACCUUCCAAGACCGUAGUAAACGGUUAAAGCUCCAUCAAUUCAUUGCUAAGGAAGCUAAUGUCUUGUUUGAUGCUACGGUAAUGGAAGAUACUCCAUCUUCGUCAAGCUUGGGAGCUGAAGCGAUAACUCCAGAAGACAACUUAUAUGCACUGAUGCCGCCAUUUGAAACCUUUUUAAAUGUGGACAAAUCAGCAAGAUUGAGACAUUUUUUUGAUAAUGUGAAGACUGGAGAGUUAAUCAUUGGAGCGGUGAUCAACAGAACUGCAUCAGGAAUGAUGUUGAAGGUGCUAUGUACAGCUGGGCCCACAUCCAGAUAUGUUGCUGAUAUCAAUGUUAAGGCAUUUUUACCCGUGGGAAAUAUCAUACCAGCAGUGGACAAGAAAAAUGUGUCAAGAAACUACCUUAUGAAUGACACAGUUUGCUGCGAAGUUAUUGAAGUCAUUCCUGACACUGACAAAAUGGUUUGCGGCAUGAAGGGCAUCACUCGGGGGCCCGACGACCCUCCGCCUAAGCCGCCCCUCGGACUCCUCAGCACUGACGACUUUCCGCUCGUCUACAAGAAAACUAUGGAAAUGAAGGGAGAAAGCUAUGAAGCCAUUUUGGAGAAGAGCCCAGGCUUCAAUAACCCAAACUGCGUCCAAUACCUCUCUGAACUCCUUGGAAUCUCUAACAUGCAUUGCACCAAUAUUGCAUCAUUGAGAGGAGGAUUUGCGUUGACUGAUUAUGCAGAUGAACUACGUCAAGCACAAGCCAGUAAAUGGGCAUUCCGGUCGGUAGCUGAAGGGAUAGAACAUUUUAAAGCUGGAAGACAUUCAGAAGCAUUCCAGUGCCUAAAUAAAGCUUUAAGUAUAGAUCCUAGAAAUGUUGAAGGUCUUGUUGCAAGAGGUGCUCUUUAUGCCAACAGUGGAACAUUUAAGAAGGCAAUUGAAGACUUUGAAACCUCCUUGAAACUUAACCCAAACCAUGCUAAUGCUCGAAAGUAUUUAGGGGAAACAUUGGUAGCACUCGGACGUAGCUAUGAAGAUGAGAAUAAAAUAGCAGAAGCACAGAAAGCCUAUGAAGAUUGCUUAGCAAUAAUACCGUUUCAUGAGGAGGCUCAGAAUUCGUUAGAUUUCCUUAAGAGCAAAACAUCUACAGUAAAACCUUUGAUAGAGCCUGAUGAGCUACUUUUGCCUGGAUUGACAGGAGCUAAAUCAUUUGAGAUGAAAGAGACACUGAAACAGUUGCUGAAUUUGACAGAGAAGAAGGACAAAAAGAAGAAGAAAAAGCGAGGGAAGGGAAAGAAGAAGAGAUCUAGCAGCUCAUCUUCAUCAUCAAGUGAUUCUUCUAGUUCUAGUUCUUCGUCUGAAUCAUCUUCCACAUCAUCAGAUUCUAGUGAGUCGGAAGGACCUAAUCGCAAGAAGAAACGUCGCUCACAUUCCAACAACAAGCGGCAACGUUCGCUAUCACCGCUCAGCAAACGCAUGGCUAUGCUGGGAGACGCUGACUCGGCGUCGCGAACCCACAACUCGCAGUUCAACCACCCUUACGGUUACCAGCCGCCGCCACCCAUCGAAGAGCCGAACAGUGCGCCAAUGCGCUCGCAGGCAGAUAUCGAUUACGAGUUAAAGGUACGAAAGUUCUUAGAAAUGACCAAAGAAGAUUCGGACUAUGAAGAGAAAGUUCGUCACUUUUUGGAAGAGACAGCUCAAUAUAAGCGCAACCGUAAGAUGCAAGAGCUCGGCCAACAGACGCAACCCGGUGCUGAUCAUGAUAAGAAGAAAAAGAAAAAGAAGGAUAAGAAAAAGAAAAAGGAAUCAAAACGUAAGCGCAAAGAGGCAGAAAGAGAAGAGAAGAGAAAGUCAAAAUUAUCUCGCAUGAGCAACAAUGCCGAGUACACGCUCCGUGACUUAGAAAAUAUAGGCGAUAAGAAAUUAAGGGAUGCUAUUAGGAAAGAACUAAAAGGAAAAUCCAAGAGGGAUCUAAGUUCUGAAGGCGAAUAUGAGCGGAAGCACGAAAAGAGCCGGAUACUAGACGAAAUGCACGGACUUGAAGAGCUGGAGUCCAAGCUUAGCGCAUACCAUGUUAUGGUAGAGAAAGAAGUGUUAGGAAAACGCGAUGGACGCGGUUCCGUUAGUCCCAUCGACCAAGCGCCGCCGCUGCCACUCGAGAAGCCGAAGUGGAAAAUGUCAAUGAGCGCUGUCAAAGAACCUAGGGUAAAGAAGAAAGAAUCAGCGGUACCGAAGGGAUACAAAGAGCGCUAUGCAUUUGAAGAUAGUUCUGAUGAUUCCCAGGAACACCCCAAGCCUUCGCCUGGUGAUAAGAACGUGUCAGUUCGUCGUGCCAUGGCUAUGAAAGAGCCGCCGCCUUUGCCCAGUGCGCCGCCGCCAAAGACGAGCCGCGAACCCGACCCACCCGGCACUGAGCUGCACGCUGCGCAUUCGCACCAGCAACACCCGCAUGCACCGCCGGUCCGCAAAGGCAACAUAGUGCUAGACAAGUUCGGCUCGUUCCGCCUGGCGCAAGAGGGUGAAACGCCCGUGUCAGUGGGAGAUGGUCGACCGGAGCAGUUCGUGACUCGAAUCAAGCCGCCCACGCCCUCCGGACGCAGGCCGCGGUCCCCGCCCUCACCGCGCAGACAUUCCUCCAACUCCUCGGAUGAUGCACGACGAUCACCGAAGCGAUCAAGAAGCAGGUCUCGCCCACGCAAAUAUCGUUUCCGCUCGGGAUCUCGUUCGGCUUCACGUUCUGUGUCCAGCGCGAGCGGCUCCGUGGCGUCACGCAGACGUCGCUCCGCAUCGCCCCGCUCGCGGUCACGUUCUGACGCCAGCCGGUCGUACUACUCGCGCAGUCGAUCACGUUCCCGUUCUAUGUCCAGAGAAAGAAUGCGACGCAGUAACCGCCGUGGCAACUGGCGCGGUCGUGGCGGCUUCGAACGAGGCACCUACUACAGGCCGCGCUUCCAUACCUACAAUGGCGGCGGCAACCGUGGACGAGGCCGUGGCGACUUCCGGCGCGACGACGGCCGCCGCUUUCAGCACGAGUGGCGCGACAAUCGCUCCCGAGGCGGGCGACCCUUCCGGCCCAGGCGGGGCGGGGGGGGUAGAGGACGUCCCUUCAGAGGUGGAUUCCGUGACUUCCGCGAUCGCCGCUUCGGUCGCUACUCGCGUUCACGAAGCCCUGACAGAACUCGCAGGUCCAGAUCGUACAGCCCGGAGAGAAGGGAGAAGGAAAGGGACAGCUACUCUCGUUGUUCCGAACGCAACAGCCACCGCAGUGAAGGGGAGUACGAGGAAGAGCGGUACGUGGACAGAAAGGAGUACGACGGCAAGUGGGCUGACGGCAACGAGCCAGAGAGAAACCACCCCGAAGAGAAACCAGAGGAACCACCCCCAAAGGAAUAGAUUACACGCCCGAGGACAUCGCACACCACCGCCAUCACUAGUUCCCGUAGCUUAAGUUUAGUAAUAUCGACCUCCUUAGUACCAAACCUGUGAUUACUGUAUACCGAUUCUAACAAUUGUUACUUUGUAGUUGAAGGUCCCAUCUUGAAGAAGCGAUUAUGUACGGGUAGUUCCUAUUCAAUCUAUAAAGCAACGCCAUCUGACAUAACGAAUGAACCUUUGGUCUUUUUUGUGAAAAAGGCUUCCAUUAAUGCUUUUGUUUUUUCAAACGGUUCAAUUCAGGACUAUCAGUUAAGAUGCCAAUAAGAAUUUCAGCCAAUCCAAAGGGUUUGCUGUUAUUACACUGGUUGCAUCAUGGUUUGGUACUAGGGCUGCAGUUUUAUGAUUAGGGUGCUUUCUAACCACUAUUAUUGAUUAGUUUUGUAAAUAUUAGAUACGAAAAUAUGUAACAUAUUUUCAUUUAUUUCUUUAUCCAAUAAAUAAUAAUGCAAUUUUUUGUUCACAUUUCUUUUUGUACCUUCUUAUUGUGCAAUGUCACCUUAUUAAUUGUUCUUAAAUUAAAUUCAUUUAGAUGAUAGUGAUUAAUCCAAAAACCAUUCCGCGUUUUAGUUAUUAAUUUCAAGUUUUACACUUGUGGAUUUUCGUGUGACUAUUCAAAUAAAUCUUCCAAAAGGAAA